Molecule: messenger RNA, 1752 nt
Organism: Trichoderma virens Gv29-8
Lineage: Eukaryota; Fungi; Ascomycota; Sordariomycetes; Hypocreales; Hypocreaceae
Exons: 2
Coding region: 1-1752 (583 amino acids)
Biological process (GO): mRNA splicing, via spliceosome
Cellular component (GO): spliceosomal complex
Source: RefSeq, a predicted model, not a curated record
AUGGCCGCAUCGCUGCAGGCGUCGCUCCCCAAGCCGAAAUACACCGGGGAGGAUGAGGAGGCGCCAUCACGGACGCAGCAGCGCGGCCCUCGCAUCGUGGGUCCCGGCCAGCUGGACGAGACGCAAAUCGUCCUGAAGCGAAGCGGACCUCCUCCAUAUGGCCAGCGAGCGGGAUGGCGACCUCGCUCGCAGGAGGAUUUCGGCGAUGGCGGUGCGUUUCCCGAAAUCCCGAUUGCCCAGUAUCCCCUUGACAUGGGCAAGAAGGGUGCGAAAACGAGCAAUGCUUUGGCGCUGCAGGUCGAUGCCGAGGGCAAGGUCAAAUACGACGCGAUUGCGAGACAGGGUCACGGCGAGGGACGAAUCAUUCACACAUCAUUCAAGGAUCUGAUCCCGUUGAGGCAGCGAGCUGAUGCUGGAGAGAUUGAUCUAUCGCGUCCCGACAAGGAGUCUGUGGAGGCGACGACGGAGAGAACCAAGAACGCGUUGGCAGCUCUCGUCAGCGGAGCAGUGGCAGCGCAGAAGCCAAAGAACCUCAACAUCGGACAGCGAAAGGACCCGACCUUUGUGCGAUAUACGCCGGCAAACCAGAUGGGAGACAACUCCAAGAAGCAGGAUCGCAUCAUGAAGAUUGUGGAGCGGCAGCGAGAUCCGAUGGAGCCUCCGAAAUUCAAGCACAAGAAAAUCCCCCGCGGCCCUCCGUCACCUCCUCCUCCCGUUAUGCACUCGCCCCCACGAAAACUUACAGCCGAGGACCAAGAGAUGUGGAGAAUCCCACCUCCAGUGUCGAAUUGGAAGAACCCGAAGGGCUUUACAGUGCCCCUGGACAAGCGUUUGGCUGCAGACGGGCGAGGCUUACAGGAUAUUACUAUUAAUGACAAGCACGCACAGUUUGCAGAGGCCAUCAAGAUGGCAGAACGCCAUGCCCGAGACGAGGUCCAGCAGAGAGCUCUGAUGCAGCAGAGGCUAGCGGAGAAGGAGAAGGCUCAGAAGGAAGAAAACCUGCGAUCUCUGGCUCAAAAGGCUCGCGAGGAUCGAGCUGCCGCCGGGCGGCGUGGAAGAAGGGACUCGAGGGAUUCGCGAGACUCACGAGAUUCGGGGUCGAGAUCACCAUCACGGUCAAGCUACAGCGGCUCAGAGUCCAGGGGUGGUUCUGAUAGCGAAGAUUCAGAGAUUCGGGCUCGAGAAAGGGCGCGUAGGGAGAAGCGAAAGGAAGAUGAGCGCAAGUUGCGACAAACACGAAUGGGCGCAGAGCGACGUAUCCAAGUCAUGGCACGAGAGCAAAACCGAGACAUAUCUGAGAAGAUUGCUCUUGGCAUUGCUAAACCUUCGCAAUCCAAAGAGACCAUGUACGACUCCCGAUUAUUCAACCAGUCCAGCGGGUUUGAUAGCGGAUUCAACGAGGACAACCCCUACGACAAGCCCCUCUUUGCUGCUCAGGAUGCUAUUAACAGCAUCUACCGGCCGCGAGCAAACUUGGACGACGAAGAUGCUGAAGCUGGCGACAAGGAGAUGGCCAAGAUCCAGAAAUCAAGCCGAUUCGGCGAAGCACUGGGCAAGGGUACCUUUAAGGGGGCCAGUGAGGCAGAGGCAAGAGAAGGACCCGUGCAGUUUGAGAAGGAUGCUGCAGACCCGUUCAACGUGGACAAGUUCUUGUCUGAGGUUGAUCAGAACGCGUCGUCUAAGAGAGGAUAUGGAUUGCAAGACGAGGAUCGGAAGGCCAAGAAGGCUCGCGUUGAGGAAGAUGACGAUUAA